GCGAUUCCUUGUCACGAGUGUCAAUGUCAACAAGCAUGACACCCUGACGCUUUCUCUGGUAUUAUAACCCGUGGGUCAGGGAGGUCCUCUUAGUGUGUGAGUUGGUCCACAAGGAGGUUGUGGCUGCCUUCCCUGCUCUGCGCGAACUCAGGAUGGCUGUUGCGGCGCCACUGUGCUUGGCGGCGGUCCUCCUGGCCCUGUCUCAGGAAGCCCUGACGCGCGGCAUCCCCGAGGAGGAGCUUCCGGGCACCGCCCUGGCUUCCGAUGACUCUCCCGCUGAGCCGCGCGCCCCAAAGGAAUUCUUCGAUCCCAGCGCACAAGAAACGGACCUAAUCGAAGAUGCUUUUAUGUCUGAGGCAAAGAGAGCGGAUCCUAAGGAGAUUGAAGAAGACCAAGACUAUGCAUUAAAAGGGCCUGGCAGGCUGGAUCCUGAGCAGGAGUCGAAAGAAAGUCGCAAUCUUGCCCCGACAAACGAUUUAUCAGAGUCAGAGAAAUCUGCCCUGAAUGACGAGACGGAAAAGAAAGUUAAUGGUGAGCUGAAGAAAGCUCGAGCUCUGAUGAAAUUGGAUCAGAACCUGGGAGAGCCUCUGAAUGCAGAAGAAUCGCUAAUUGAUCUGACUGAAAGCGGCAAGGAACCAUUACAUGUCAUUCGCAAGCGUGAGGCAGAGGAGAGUAUGUCAGACGUAGACGACUCAGUAAAUGAUAUCAUAGAUAGUUUAACUUCGUCAGCACUUGAAGAUAAACCUGCAAACAGUGAAGUUCAUGAAUUUCUAGAGGAGCUGCUUGCAAAAGAUAAGCUCAACAAAAUAUAUGAGUUUAAAGAAGUUUUAGAUUUACUCCCCAAAAAAACAACCGCCCAAAGAAAUAUAGACAAAGUUUUAGACGGUGAACUCGCCAAAAUCAGUGAGGUGGAUGAAGCUUUAGAAGAACUGUUCCCAAAAGGCAAGAUCAAGAAAAGAAGUGAUGUAGAAGAAGUUUUAGAGAAACUUCUUGCAAAAGAUGAUAUAGUAAAGAUAAAAAAGGCAGAUGAAACAGAGGGAGUUUUAGAAUUACUCCCUAAACAAAUCAGCAAAAGAAGUGAAGUAAAGGAAGUCCUUGAGGAACUGCUCCCAGGAGGUAAGCUCACCAAAGUAGGUGAGACAGACGAGCUUUUAGAAGAACUGAUUUCAGAAGGUAAGCUUAUCAAAGACUCUCUUAAGCUGCCAAAAAGCAUGGAUUUAUUACCUGACGAAGAUAAGGCAGUGAAAGAACUAACAGAAAUUUUGCAUUCAGCGCCAUCAAAAAAAGGGCGGCUGUACAUGAUAAAAAGAAGUUUAAUGAAUUAUGAAAAUCAAGAGAAUUCAGCGGAAAACGAGUUGGCAGAAAUUCUUGAGUUAUCUUCAAAGGACAUACAUAAGAAGGAGAUCCUGCCAGACCCAGAGUUGCCGGAAUUGAAGAGGUUGAGAAGAAACGACAAAGCUUUGUCUGAGGAAUCGAUAUUGAAGGAUUUGAUAGAUGGUAUUCAACUGCAAACAAAGAAAGCGCGAAAACUUUCAGGUAAUAAGAAACUUUCAGAUCCUGAACUAUUCACAAUGAAGGAUUUAUUAAAGACUGAGUUGGAGCUCUUUGGUCUGAUAAAACCGGAAGAAGCUCGGCAAGAUGGAGGCCCUGAAACACCUCCAAGAAUCAGAGCAAGAGCGAUUAGUCCUUUGCAAUCAAGAGACCUUCUCGCGCUUGAAGAAAGUGCGUCGGAACCAAAAGGGCCUGAUGACCACCGCCAGACCAGAUCACGCGCAGGAGAGCAUGACCCCCGAGAGCUGAGUCCCGGCGCCCUCGAUGACGAUUCUUCUCUCCUCGAGCCUUUGCUACAGGGCAGUGGAGAGGGAACUCGCCGGAGAAGGGGUGUGUCUGAGACUAAUAAUUUUGAAUUGGGAAAUUCUGCCGAUCGAGUUUCCAGAUAUGAGAGAGAAGCUGCAAAUGAACAGACUGGCGAAGGUCUGAAAAACUUACCAGCAGAAACUUAUGACCCAUACCCUUUGGACGAGAGCCUAGAUUUGAAGCAAAGUCGUAAUAUGGAGGUUGUGGACAGGGAGCAGUUAUCAGACGUGGAUCUCCAAGAGCAAUCAAAAACUAUCAAUACCGAGUUGUUGAAAUCGCCGAAAAUGUUGGACGAUGUUAAUCUCCAAGAAGGCAGUCUCCCGACCAUCGAGUCCAUGGCGCCACAAUAUGUUCAGGACUACAAGAAGGCACCCGAGCUCCAGCCAGGCCCUGAAUCCCGCCAGGCAGCGGACUCGUUCUGGUACAGAGUCUCUCCGGACGACGACCUCACAGAGGAAGGAGCUAACGCGGGGGACAAGAACACCACACAAGGAGAAGGCAAAGAACACGAGAGGAAGGGGAAGACAGAUUCGCAGAAAGAGGCCGGGACCGUCGCGCAGGAAGGCGACAAGAGAACGGAUGACAGCAGCGCCGCAAAAGACCAGAAAAAGGCGGCAGCCAGCGACACGAAUCGAAAUUACAAGUCUGUCGAAAAGGAAAAUUAUUUUGAUAAUGAUGAUAAUACUGACCUUACUCCAGAGGCUCAGAAGUGAGCACGUGAAGCGAACGUACCAUUAGGAACAGACGAAAAGAUCAUAUAGGUAGUGAUUAUAGACAUUAUACUCUCGCCUUCUGCCACAUGCAAUAUAAAAGCUGCGAUUAGAUGAUAUCAAUAAAGUUUGGAAAGUAA
Penaeus chinensis is the source of this 2707-nucleotide messenger RNA. RefSeq lists its product as uncharacterized. The record is from RefSeq and is a predicted model, not a curated record. The coding region runs from base 153 to 2570 and encodes 805 amino acids. The transcript has 2 exons. Lineage: Eukaryota; Metazoa; Arthropoda; Malacostraca; Decapoda; Penaeidae.